CGUACGCAUUCACCGAGCAGGGAGUAGCAGCGUGGGGUCGCUGCUCGUCCGUUUUCUGGAGCUUUCGGAAAUCUACGCCGGCAUAGAGACACGCGUGCUGGGUGGCACACGCGAGAAAAUUUGCACGAGUCAUCGUCGUACGUGUCUUUCGCUAGAGCGAACGAACGAUUAUCAGAGACCUGACGUAGACGCUUAACAUUUCUGGUGUACGUGAUGGAUGAUCAGGUAGCUACUCUGAAGGAGAAAGGAAACGCUGCUUUACAAACGGGCAAUUACGAUGAGGCUAUUAAAUGCUACACGGACGCGAUUGCCUUGGACGGUAGCAAUCAUGUUCUCUACAGUAACCGCUCAGCGGCAUACGCAAAGUCCGAGAAGUAUCAACAGGCGCUCGAGGAUGCCGAGAAAACGGUCAGCUUGAAGCCAGACUGGGGAAAGGGUUACUCACGCAAAGGCAGUGCCCUUGCUUACCUGGGUAGAUAUGAUGAAUCUAUUCGGGCUUACGAGAAGGGUCUACAACUGGACCCAAGCAACUCGCAACUCAGAAGCGGUCUGGCCGAGGUAAGGGCCCAGAGAACAGCCGCGUCGACCAAUCCAUUCAAUUCGCCAGACAUCUUUGUCAAGUUGGCAAAUGAUCCCAGAACGAAGGGAUACCUGUCUGAUCCAGAGUAUAUCAAGUUGCUGCAAGAAUUGCGAAACAAUCCACAGAGUUUGGGUACCAAGCUCCAAGAUACCAGAGUGCUUACUACCCUUAGCGUGCUGUUGGGAAUGAGCGCCGAAAUGGAGGAAGCGAUGGAGACAGAGCCGAUGAAUCCGCCGGAACCGCCGAAACCCAAACCAGAACCAAAACCCCAGAAGAAGGAAGAGGACAAUCUUCCUCCUGAAAAGAGGAAAGCCUUAGAGGAGAAGAAACUCGGCAACGACGCUUACAAAAAGAAAUGCUUCGAAGAUGCCUUAGAGCAUUACAAUAAAGCCGUAGAGUUGGACUCGACGGAAAUCGUUUACCUGUUGAAUAUAGCGGCGGUGUACUUCGAACAGAAGGAGUAUGAGAAAUGUAUCGCUCAGUGCGAGAAGGCCAUCGACGUCGGUAGGGAGAAUAGAGCAGAUUUCAAAUUGAUAGCAAAAGCAUUCACGAGAAUUGGUCAUGCUUAUAAAAAAAUGGAAAAUUGGAAGCAGGCUAAGGUGUACUAUGAAAAGUCCAUGUCGGAGCACAGAACGCCAGAGAUUAAAACUUUACUCUCGGAUAUAGACAAAAUAAUUAAGGAGGAGGAGAGAAAGGCUUACAUCGAUCCAGUUAAAGCGGAGGAAGAGAAAGAACUUGGAAAUCAAAAGUACAAAGAUGGUGAUUAUCCCGCGGCCAUCAAGCAUUAUUCUGAGGCAAUUCGAAGAAAUCCGGACGAUCCUAAAUAUUAUAGUAACAGGGCGGCCUGCUAUACCAAACUAGCGGCGUUUGAUCUCGGCUUGAAAGAUUGUGAGAAAGUGGUGGAACUGGACCCCAAGUUCAUCAAGGGCUGGAUUAGGAAAGGAAAAAUUCUGCAGGCCAUGCAGCAGCAGGGAAAAGCCUUGACGGCGUAUCAGAAGGCUCUGGAAUUGGAUCCCCAGAACAGCGAGGCGUUAGAGGGCUAUCGCUCCUGCGCCAUGUCCGCCAGUUCUAAUCCGGAGGAAGUUAGAAGGAGAGCGAUGGCGGAUCCAGAGGUCCAGAGUAUAUUGCGAGAUCCAGCCAUGAGGUUGAUCUUGGAACAAAUGCAAAGUGAUCCAAGAGCUUUGCAAGAUCAUUUGAAGAAUCCUGAUAUAGCAGCAAAAUUGCAAAAACUUUUGGAAUCUGGUCUCAUCGCUAUCCAUUGAAGAUACAUUAGCCAUAUGGGAUACUUAUCGUCAUAUUGCUCUGCUGUCACAAAUUCCUUUAAUAUUAAGGAAAUUCGCAUUCGUGUAUCGCAGAUACAUUAGCCAUAUGGGAUAUUUAUCGUCAUAUUGCUCUUAAACUCUGUGUUCAAAAAGCCAUUUGGAAUAAAAGUUACACAUGAUUCUUUCGUGCAAACGCAGUGGCCUUUAGUGUCAUCGAUGACUUUUGCAUUACAAGACUUGUUACGGUGAUCAUGUGUAUAUCAAUACACAUAUAUACAUAUAGUGAGGCUCCUCGUGCAAAAAUGAAGUGUAAUUGUGAAGCUGUGAACUCUUAAUAUGUAAUAUUUACAUAAAAAAAAAUUUACUCCAAUGGCUGAACCAUGAAUAUUAUAGCACAUUUUGAAAGUUAAUAAUGUUAUGUUAUUACAUUUAAAAAAUCAUCUAAAAUUAGAACAUUAAUCUUUUAAAAUAGUAAAGAUUUUUAUAAAAUUAUUUCUGUAUAUGAUGCACACACUAACAUUUAUCUUACUGUUCAUUUAAUUAGUGCUUUUAGUAAUAAAAUUAGCCAUAAUAAUAUAAUGAAUGCGAAGUCAGAUUAAGGUGACAACCAAUAAGAGGAAUGCUUCGAAUAAACAUCUUUUUAAACUGAA
This is a messenger RNA of Solenopsis invicta (red fire ant), 2492 nucleotides long. It is a transcript of the gene Stip1, whose product is annotated as stress-induced-phosphoprotein 1. The record is from RefSeq and is a predicted model, not a curated record. The transcript is spliced from 4 exons. The coding region runs from base 214 to 1842 and encodes 542 amino acids. Gene Ontology annotation, molecular function: Hsp90 protein binding. NCBI's taxonomy places the organism in Eukaryota, Metazoa, Arthropoda, Insecta, Hymenoptera, Formicidae.